UUCCAGCCCCCUUUUCCACGUCACUUCAAGGAAUCUUUAAAGAGUCCGUCGCCUGUAUAAAAUGCUUCAGGAUCCGACACCCUGCAACAUGAGCGGCAUGAAGACACCAUCCACGUUGCUGACAAUGACAAACAAUGACAACGACCCUCUUCCUCUCGGGUGGGAGGUAAAGAUUGACCCUCAGACUGGAUGGCCCUUCUUUGUCGAUCACAAUAAUCGCACGACAACCUGGAAUGACCCGAGACACGACACAAACAAGGUCAAAGAAGUGUCAGCAAAUGGACCCAACAUACCACCAGAACCAAGCCCCCAGGAGUCACAGAAGACCGUUUUUAGGGAGAUGAAGCACCCCAUUCUUCGGCCAGGAUAUAUUCCUAUACCUGUCUUCCAUGAGGGCACAGAACUAAGGCAGCAACAAGACCCAUGUUAUUCUUAUAUCCAUCCAAGUGCUGCACAGAAUAUCUGGACAGAGGGCCGAACACCUACACCAGGGCUCCACUGCAGGCCUAGAUCACCGUUACAUGGACCUUCAGACAGUUGUACUCCGGAGCCUGGAAAGAUUGGCUCACCUGGUUCACAAACAGCAGAGGUUUUAACACCCUUGCAUCACCAACCCCAACGGCCCAACAGCAUUGGUCUUCAAGCAGGUUACAUCCCCAUCCCAGUGAUCCAUGAGGGUGGAGGGAGCCAAACACAAACUCUGACACAGUCUACUCCGUCAAACUACUCUCAACGCAUCCCCUUCUCUGAGCACCAGCAGCCCUUCCAUCACUCACAGAAAGAAGAAUGGCCUAGCUACUCUGUAGCAAUGCAGCCUUCUCGAGAAAGGGCUUCUCCAGUACUGCCUCCCCAGCAUCGUGAUGCUCAUUCUAUUAACCUUCCACCUCAUAUUAGAAGCCAGUCACCUAUUAUAACACAGGUGCUGGGAGACAUACCACAGGCUCAGCAGCAUGUCCUCACAAGAGACCAGCUACCAAAAAUAGAGCAGGAACAACAAAGCACUCAGCAAAAACCUGAUAACACGCAGCCCAUGCCAUUGCACCCGGGAGCUGAUGUCGUCAAGCCUCAACAGUUCCAAAAGCUUCCACCUGAGCAACCUCAACAGUUCCACCAACCUCAGCAGUUCCAGCAGGAACCACCUCAGACAUCUCCACAGCCUCAGCAUCCUGAACAGUUAAUGCAGUCACAGCAGCAGUUCCAGCAGCCCCACAAACAAGAGCAACCACAACAGCAUGCAGAUAUUACAGUUCAAAUACCUCUAAGACCAGAAGACCUGGACAUAACAGCAUCACCCGCAGAGGUGAAGGUAGAGGCUGAACAGGCUGCUCAGUGCCUGAUCCAUCCAGGCUUGGCUAAGGUACAGCAGAUCGUUGAGCGAGUUGCCAAACUGGAGCAAGAGGUUAAAUGUUUUGCUGGAAAGAAGAAUGAUAAGAAAUACUUGUUACUGGAGGAGCUGCUGACUAAAGAGCUCUUAGCAUUAGACUCUGUUGACCCUGAAGGUCGUGUAGAUGUACGGCAGGCAAGACGGGAUGGAGUCCGUCGUGUCCAGAACAUACUGGAAGAACUGGAGCAACUGGACGUGCAGCCUGCCAGGCCUGCUAGCCAGACUACAAUUGAGGGAGACAACCUCAAAGGAGAGCCCAGCAUGAUCACAAAAGAGAAUAAUGAGCUUUCAAAGGAGAUAUCAUAAUGACUGCACACUUCAUCAUCAAGAAGAGAAGGAUACCCUACUGUAUAUGUGAUAGAUAUCCUCCUCCUUUACAAGCAUUUUGUAGAAGUUGCAUGCAUUGAUUAACAAGUUCCUGACAUUCUGCUCAUAAUUGAUGGAAGAUAAGUGCAAUCAUGUUCUUCAAGCCAAUGUUGUUGCCUUCUGUGUUAUGCCAUUGUCAUAAUGAGACAGCUUUAACAAUAAAAUUGUUCACAAUUUCCUGUCAAUAUUACAGUUUGAAUUAGAGGCCUUUGUUAAUAAAUGGAAAAGAAGUAUUUUCUUAAAAAGGGAUGUAUUAAUGCUUUUUGUCCUUAUCGUGACUGUUUGAAGCUAUUCUUGAUCCAAUUAAUGCAUCAGUAAGUAAUGAGUGACAGCAGUGGGGCUUUGAAGCAGAACUCACUCAGAAAGAAAACAUUAUCUCCUUUAUAUCCAGGUGGUCCUCCAGAAGUUACUUUAAACCAGAACUGAGUAAAUAUGUUUAUUUGAUGGUACUUUUUGAUGCAUAACUGAUUUGCUGUUUUUGCACUUUGCCAUCAUUGACAUGUAUCAUGCUGAAAGUUCAGCAGAACUGUAUAAUUCACACAAGUUUUGAUUGAUGUGUUUGAGUGUAUGUGCAAUGCUUUACUUGUUAUUUCAAAACAUUAUAUCAGUAUUUAUAUAAUUAUAUAGUAUUUUGGUACAUUUAUGAAUGUGUAAUGACAAAUGCAGAUGGAAUUUUUCCUACUUGAAAAGUUAAACAAUCAACAUGUGCUGAUAAGGACAGUCUAAGAUUGUACGAAUGUUUUUUGUGUAAAUACCAAAGUCACAAUAAGAAAUAAAUCUAAGUUAAAUGGCCUUAGAGGCUUACAACGCCAACAAGAAAAUGCCUGAUUAAUAUAGGAUUUAAAAAAAAUGCAUCAAAAGAACUUUUCAUGACCCUAAUUGUUUGUGUAGAAAUGUGUCACUAUGGUUAAAUGAUAAGCCAUCUGUGAAGGGGGGUCACCCACUGCCUUACACACCCUUAAUUGUGGCUUACUGUUGAUCACGGUUAAUGUCAUCAUGUUGGUAUGCUUCAAAAUAAAAUAUAUUAUACAUGGA
Molecule: messenger RNA, 2785 nt
Organism: Labrus mixtus (cuckoo wrasse)
Lineage: Eukaryota; Metazoa; Chordata; Actinopteri; Labriformes; Labridae
Gene: bag3
Product: BCL2 associated athanogene 3
Exons: 4
Coding region: 62-1690 (542 amino acids)
Biological process (GO): muscle cell cellular homeostasis; negative regulation of striated muscle cell apoptotic process; protein stabilization
Cellular component (GO): nucleus; membrane; cytoplasm
Molecular function (GO): adenyl-nucleotide exchange factor activity; protein-folding chaperone binding
Source: RefSeq, a predicted model, not a curated record